AUGUCGUCGACACCAUUGGCAGCAUCGGCUGGCCGCAGCCAGGCAGCAGAUCCGACACAGGUGCCGGUCAAAGAGAAAAAUGCAGGCAGCAGCGUGACUGGGCUUCCGACAGGACCUGAAGGGCCUGUAGGGCAGGCAGAGGUCGGGACUAGCGAGAAGAAGCUGCCAGCGCUCUCGCGGGAAAACUUUCGAAAGUACAACCGGCUUGCUGAGCAUAUGGACUACUUUCACAACCAUUUCCGGCAGAUCUGGACGCUGAUGUACAAUGCGUGCCUCAACAACAAGCGGCCGGCCAGCAUGUCGGUGCGGCAGUUUAUCGAGGAAGGCCUGCAGCUGGUGCACAUGCUGGAGAUGCACCACUCGAUCGAGGAGACACACGUUUUUCCAACGCUAGCCAAACGCAUGCCGGAGUUUCAGGCGGUGGGGGUGGGGAAAGUCAAGGGUCUGGCCAAGGCGGCCCAGCUGUUACAGCAACACCGCGACAUCCACGUCGGCAUGGACGGGCUCGAAAAGUAUCUCCGGCAGUGCGGCCAGCGCGGGACGGAGGAGCUGGAUCUGGCGGUGCUCAAGGCGCAGAUGGACACGUGGGGCGACGUGUUGUGGCAGCAUCUCGACGACGAAGUGCGCACGCUGGGGGCCGACAACAUGCGCAAGUACUGGUCCCUGGCUGAGAUGCAGCAGCUGCGGAUGUAG
Grosmannia clavigera kw1407 is the source of this 693-nucleotide messenger RNA. RefSeq lists its product as uncharacterized. The transcript is spliced from 2 exons. The record is from RefSeq and is a predicted model, not a curated record. The coding region runs from base 1 to 693 and encodes 230 amino acids. Lineage: Eukaryota; Fungi; Ascomycota; Sordariomycetes; Ophiostomatales; Ophiostomataceae.